GGAGAGGACAGCAGCACCGGGAGAACUGGGACUGGGAGGACACAGUGGACUGGACGGACCCGGACCGUACCGGACCCGGGCAGGCGGACAUGGAGAGACAGAACGGCAGCAGCAGCAUCUGCUCCCGGCCGCACGGCACCGUGACGGAGGGCCAGAAGAAGAAGAAGAAGGAGGAGGAGGAGGAGAAGGAGAAAAUCCCCGACAGAGUGACCCUGAAGAAGGAGAUCGGGCUGCUGAGCGCGUGCACCAUCAUCAUAGGGAACAUCAUCGGCUCGGGGAUCUUCAUCUCUCCGAAGGGGGUCCUGGAGCACUCGGGCUCGGUGGGCUUGGCGUUGGUGGUUUGGGUUCUGGGAGGCUGCAUCGCCGCCUUGGGCUCCCUCUGCUACGCCGAACUGGGCGUCACCAUCCCCAAAUCUGGAGGAGACUACUCCUAUGUCACCGAGAUAUUCGGGGGUCUGAUGGGGUUCCUCCUGUUGUGGAGCGCCGUCCUCAUCAUGUACCCGACCACGCUGGCCGUUAUCGCCCUGACCUUCUCCAGCUACGUCCUGCAGCCCGUCUUCCCAAACUGCGUUCCUCCGUACAUGGCGACACGGAUGCUGUCCGCCACCUGUCUCCUGCUGCUGACCUGGGUGAACUGCUCCAGCGUUCGCAUGGCGACCAGGAUCCAGGACGUCUUCACGGUGGGGAAGCUGAUGGCUCUGGGCCUCAUCAUCGUGGUCGGCCUGGUCCAGAUCUGCAACGGGAACUACGAGGCGCUGACUCCUCAGGUGGCCUUCUCCAUGGACAGGACGCCGACGGUGGGUCAGAUCGCUCUGGCCUUCCUGCAGGCCUCCUUCGCCUUCAGCGGCUGGAACUUCCUCAACUACGUCACGGAGGAAGUGGUCGAACCCAGACGGAAUCUACCUCUUGCCAUCUACAUCUCCAUCCCAUUGGUGACCUUUGUGUACACGCUCACCAACAUCGCCUACUUCUCCUCCAUGUCGCCCGAGGAGCUGCUGUCGUCCAAUGCCGUGGCUGUAACUUUUGGAGAGAAGCUGCUGGGGAUGUUCUCCGUCAUCAUGCCGAUCUCCGUGGCUCUGUCCACCUUCGGAGGAAUCAACGGCUACCUGUUCACCUCCUCCAGGCUGUGUUUCUCUGGAGCCAGAGAGGGUCACCUGCCCAGCCUGCUGGCCAUGAUCCACUAUAAGUACUGCACUCCCAUCCCUGCCCUGCUGGUCUGCUGCGCCGCCACCAUCGUUAUCCUCUGCAUCGGAGAGACGCACAACCUGAUUAACUACGUCUCCUUCAUCAACUAUCUGUCGUACGGCGUCACCAUCGCAGGCCUGCUGUACUACCGCUGGAAGAAACCCAACCUGUACCGACCCAUCAAGGUGAACCUGUUGGUUCCCGUUUGCUACCUGAUGUUCUGGGCGCUGCUGCUGGGUUUCAGUCUUUACUCAGAGCCGGUGGUUUGUGGUGUCGGUUUAGUCAUCAUGCUCACCGGCGUACCCGUCUACUUCCUGGGCGUCCAUUGGAAAGAAAAACCAAAGUGUAUCUACAACUUCAUUGAGAGGGCGACAUACGUGGGCCAGAGGUUGUGUUUUGUGGUCUUUCCUCAGUUUGACCCCAUCGAGAUCGCCAGUCCUUCAUAAUGGACUGACCCGCUCAUCAGGCAGGGGCAGUUUGUCUGCCACUUCUUUUAAACUUUCUUUCAGAAUAUGUGAAGAUCUGCUUGUUUGUAUUCCGUCCAGACACUUCUUCUUGGUUUGGGAGCUUCCUUGUCUGACCUUUUGACCCUCUGAGACUCCAAACAGUCGAGUGGAAACGCCUGUUUGUCUUCUGCGCGGGCUGCUUGCACUUUUGAUUUUCCUCUUAUUUCUACUAAAUCGUCCUAAUGCCGGCAGCGUCACGCUGUCGAAAGGGACUUUCAUUCCCAUUUUAUACCCAUUUGUUUCUUUUUUUUCUGUAACAUGACAGGACUCUGACCGACGGGCGGCUCUUUCUUUCUUCCGAAUGUUGCCGCUGUAUUAUCGUGUCUUAAGGCCUUUUCACACCAAGUCCAAAACAAAUCUAUAGUCAGUAUCCUGACAUAAGAAAAGAGCUGCAGUUGAGUGAAAACUACAACUUCAUAUGCUUGUACAGUACAGGCCAAAAGUUUGGACACACCUUCUCAUUCAAUGCGUUU
Molecule: messenger RNA, 2164 nt
Organism: Perca flavescens (yellow perch)
Lineage: Eukaryota; Metazoa; Chordata; Actinopteri; Perciformes; Percidae
Gene: slc7a10b
Product: solute carrier family 7 member 10b
Exons: 11
Coding region: 90-1631 (513 amino acids)
Biological process (GO): D-alanine transmembrane transport; D-serine transmembrane transport
Cellular component (GO): membrane
Molecular function (GO): neutral L-amino acid transmembrane transporter activity; L-amino acid transmembrane transporter activity
Source: RefSeq, a predicted model, not a curated record